Messenger RNA from Puma concolor (puma), 2371 nucleotides. NCBI's taxonomy places the organism in Eukaryota, Metazoa, Chordata, Mammalia, Carnivora, Felidae. The record is from RefSeq and is a predicted model, not a curated record.
CGCAGACACCCUCAUGGAGGCUUGCUGUGCAGAUGGACAUCAAAUGGCCACACAGCACAGGGACUGCUCACUGCCUUAUGCCUCGGAAUCCAAGGAAUGCAGGAUGGUCCGCGAACAGUGCUGCCACAGCCAGCUGGAGGAGCUCCACUGUGCCACAGGCAUCAACCUGGCCAACGAGCAGGACAGCUGCGCCACGCAGCACAGCGACAACGCCAGCCUCGAGGCUACGUUCGUGAAGAGGUGCUGCCAUUGCUGCCUGCUGGGGAGGGCGGCCCAGGCCCAGGGCCAGAGCUGCGAGUACACCCUCAUGGUCGGCUACCAGUGUGGGCUGGUCUUCCGGGCAUGCUGUGUCAAGGGCCAGGAGACCGCAGACUUUGCCCCCGGGGACCUUGGGGACCUCCAAGAAGCAGCCAAGAUUUCGGAGAUUGAGGAGGAGCAGGAGGACCCGUACCUGAACGACCGCUGCAGAGGUGAGGCCCUGCUCCCUCCAGCGGGCCGUGAAUCAUGCUCUUUUUUUUUAAUGUGACUUCUCGAUUGGAAUGUUUCGGGUUGUAGUCUGAGUAAUGAGCAUUAGGAAAAAAAACUUUGUGAUUUUUGUGAAUGUUGUAAGUUGCCUCUGGCAGGACUCUUGCUAACAAUUUCCUUUUUUUAUGAUGUACCAGAUAUUGACGAGUGUGAGAGUGGUAUUCAUAACUGCCUCCCCGAUUUUAUCUGUCAGAAUACUCUGGGAUCCUUCCGCUGCAGACCCAAGCUACAAUGCAAGAGUGGCUUUAUACAAGAUGCUCUAGGCAACUGUAUUGAUAUCAAUGAAUGUUUAAGUAUCAGUGCCCCAUGCCCUGUUGGGCAGACAUGCAUCAACACGGAGGGCUCCUACACAUGUCAGAAGAACGUGCCCAAUUGUGGCCGUGGCUACCAUCUCAACGAGGAGGGAACCCGCUGUAUUGAUGUGGAUGAGUGCGCGGCGCCCUCUGAGCCCUGUGGGCCGGGGCACCUGUGUGUCAACUCGCCUGGAAGUUUCCGCUGUGAGUGCAAAGCCGGAUACUAUUUCGACGGCAUCAGCAGGACGUGCGUGGACAUCAACGAGUGUCGGCGCUAUCCCGGGCGCCUGUGCGGCCACAAGUGCGAGAACACGCCGGGCUCCUACUACUGCAGCUGCUCCGUGGGCUUCCGGCUCUCUGCCGACGGCCGCUCGUGUGAAGACGUGAACGAGUGUAACAGCAGUCCCUGCAGCCAGGAAUGCGCCAACGUGUACGGCUCCUACCAGUGUUACUGUCGGCGAGGCCACCAGCUCAGCGAUGUGGACGGGGUCACCUGCGAAGACAUUGACGAGUGCGCCCUGCCCACCGGGGGCCACAUCUGCUCCUAUCGCUGCAUCAACAUCCCUGGAAGCUUCCAGUGCACCUGCCCUCCGUCCGGAUACAGGCUGGCCCCCAACGGCCGCAACUGCCAAGACAUCGAUGAGUGUGUGACCGGCAUCCACAACUGCUCCAUCAACGAGACCUGCUUCAACAUCCAGGGUGGCUUCCGCUGCCUGGCCUUCGAGUGCCCCAAGAACUACCGUCGCUCCGCAGACACGCUCCGCCAAGAGAAGACAGACACCGUCCGCUGCAUCAAGUCCUGCCGUCCCAACGACGUCACCUGCGUGCUGGAUCCUGUGCACACCAUCUCCCAUACUGUUGUCUCGCUGCCCACCUUCCGAGAGUUCACCCGCCCUGAAGAGAUCAUCUUUCUCCGGGCCAUCAUGCCCAUGUAUCCCGCCAACCACGCCGACAUCAUCUUCGACAUCACGGAAGGGAACCUGCGAGACUCCUUCGAUAUCAUCAAGCGCUACAUGGACGGCAUGACUGUGGGUGUCGUGCGCCAAGUACGGCCCAUCGUGGGCCCGUUUCACGCCGUCCUGAAGCUGGAGAUGAACUACGUGGUCGGGGGGGUGGUGUCCCACCGAAACGUCGUCAACGUGCACAUCUUCGUCUCCGAGUACUGGUUCUGAGGGCCCGUCCUGGCGCCGCCACGCCUCCGGGCCAAGUCCUUGCUCCGGCCACCGUGCCCGCCCUGCCGAGCUCUCUUAAGUUUUUGUUUGUAAUGUCAGGCCCGCACGUAUUAAGCUGCGGCCAGAUGAACAAGUUCAUCUCCUGUGUUUUGGUAUUUAAAUAGCGAGCCCAAUUACUCAACCGUUUGUUGGAAACCUUGCUUGUUCGUAUUAUUUUCUUCAUGCAGAGGUCAGCGCUUGCUCCUUUCUCUGCCUGCGGGCUGGGCCUUGCGAAGGACCCAGGAAGGAAGGGCGUUUUUCGGGGGGCAGCCAGUCCAGAUGCCGAGAGAAAACCAGUUCUUGCACUGACCAUACGAAAUUUGACGUUUGGUACUUUUUUUU